GGCGUCUGUGUCAGCAGGCCCACACCAGGCCGCAACAAUGGCCGCCGCCAAUGUCCCAGUCCCUGGAGAGGUCUCACCCCUCACUGAGAUGCACUCAGGGCCUAUUAGCAGGGUCUCCUAUGGUGGACAGGUUUCAGCGAAGCUUCCAGACUAAGACAGACUAGGAUGAAGGAGCUGGCCACCCACUUCCAAACAAUUGGCCAUGAAAACCCUGUGAAAAGCAGCAGAGCAUUGCCUGAUAUGGUGCUGGCAGUGAUUUAAAUUUUUGAAAUGCUUCCAUUAAUUGGAAAAACAAUCAUCUUUGAUAACUUUCCUGAUCCUUCUGAUACAUGGGAAAUCACCGAAACAAUCAGCAAAGGAACUUAUGGGAAAGUCUUUAAAGUGUCGAAUAAGAAAAAUGGCCAAAAAGCAGCAGUCAAAAUUCUGGAUCCGAUUCAUGAUAUUGAUGAAGAGAUUGAAGCAGAGUAUAAUAUCUUAAAAGCACUUUCUGACCACCCUAAUGUGGUCAAAUUCUAUGGAAUGUACUUUAAGAAGGAUAAAAUAAAUGGAGAUAAGCUAUGGCUGGUUCUUGAGCUGUGCAAUGGAGGAUCAGUGACUGAUCUUGUGAAAGGAUUUCUGAAGAAGGGCAAAAGAAUGAGCGAGUCCAUAAUUGCCUAUAUUUUACGUGAAGCGCUAAUGGGACUUCAACAUUUGCAUAACAACAAAACUAUCCACCGUGAUGUAAAAGGAAAUAACAUCCUGUUGACCACCGAAGGUGGAGUUAAACUUGUAGAUUUUGGUGUGUCUGCACAGCUCACCAGCACCUGGCACCGUCGGAAUACAUCCGUAGGAACACCGUUUUGGAUGGCUCCUGAGGUGAUUGCGUGUGAACAGCAAUUGGAUACCACUUAUGAUGCCAGAUGUGACACGUGGUCCCUGGGGAUCACGGCCAUCGAGCUGGGGGAUGGAGAUCCUCCACUAGCUGACCUGCAUCCCAUGAGAGCACUCUUCAAAAUACCAAGGAAUCCUCCCCCAAAACUAAGGAAGCCUGAGAUGUGGUCAGCAGAAUUCAAUGACUUCAUUAGCAAGUGCUUGACUAAAGAUUAUGAAAAGCGUCCAACAGCGUCAGAUCUUUUACAGCAUAACUUCAUUACUCAAAUUGAGGGCAAAGAUGUGAUGUUGCAAAAACAGCUCAUGGAAUUCAUUGACAUUCAUCAAUGCAUGGGAGGCACAGAAAAGGCCAGACAUGAACGUAUUCACACCAAGAAAAGUAACUUCAGCAGGCCUCUGAUUUCCAGCCUGAAGGAUGUGGAUGAUUUGGCAACUUUAGAAGUUUUGGAUGAGAAUACCGUCUCAGAGCAACUUGAGAAGUGUUAUUCAAGAGAUCAGAUUUAUAUCUACGUGGGAGAUAUACUUAUUGCUCUUAACCCUUUUCAGAGUCUGGGUCUUUAUUCUACAGAGCAUUCCAAACUAUAUAUUGGAGCAAAGAGAACUGCCAAUCCUCCUCACAUUUUUGCGAUGGCUGACUUAGGAUACCAAUCUAUGGUAACAUACAACUCAGAUCAGUGCAUUGUUAUUUCUGGAGAAAGUGGUGCUGGAAAGACAGAAAGUGCUCAUCUUUUAGUUCAGCAGCUGACGGUGCUUGGGAAGGCUAAUAAUAGAACCCUGCAAGAAAAGAUUUUACAAGUGAACAAUUUGGUGGAAGCCUUUGGCAAUGCCUGCACUACUAUAAAUGACAAUUCCAGCCGAUUUGGAAAAUAUUUAGAAAUGAAAUUUACCUCUUCUGGAGCUGUAGUGGGAGCACAGAUUUCUGAAUACCUUCUGGAAAAAUCCCGAGUUAUCCACCAAGCCAGUGGAGAAAAAAACUUUCAUAUUUUUUACUACAUCUAUGCUGGUUUAGCUGAAAAGAAGAAACUAGCUCAUUACAAAUUGCCUGAAAAUAAGCCUCCCAGAUAUCUACAAAACGACCACCUCAGAACAGUACAGGACAUGAUGAAUAAUAGUUUCUAUAAAUCCCAAUAUGAAUUAAUUGAGCAGUGUUUCAAAGUCAUAGGUUUUACAAUGGAGACAACUGCAGAUGCUGAUUGCAGAGCUCCUCCUUUUUGCCCAUCAGUUCCUAUUUGCCUGCAACUUGGAAGUGUAUACAGUAUUCUUGCUGCAAUCUUGAAUGUUGGAAACAUUGAAUUUUCUUCUGUGGCAACUGAACACCAGAUUGACAAGAGCCACAUUUCCAAUCACGCAGCUCUGGAGAACUCUGCUUCUUUGCUUUGCAUUCAAGCGGAUGAGCUACAAGAAGCUCUCACCUCCCACUGUGUGGUCGCUAGAGGAGAAACCAUUAUACGACCCAACACUGUAGAAAAGGCUACUGACGUCAGAGAUGCUAUGGCUAAAACUUUGUAUGGGCGUCUCUUUAGUUGGAUAGUCAAUCGCAUUAACAGCUUGCUGAAGCAUCACACAUCACCAAGUGGGAAUGGUGAUGAACUGAGCAUUGGCAUUCUGGAUAUAUUUGGCUUUGAAAAUUUCAAAAAAAAUUCCUUUGAACAGCUGUGCAUUAAUAUUGCAAAUGAACAAAUUCAGUACUAUUUCAAUCAACAUGUGUUUGCAUGGGAGCAGAAUGAAUACCUAAAUGAAGAUGUUGAUGCUAGAGUUAUUGAAUAUGAAGAUAACCGACCCCUCCUAGAUAUGUUUCUGCAGAAGCCAAUGGGUUUACUAUCCCUACUUGAUGAAGAAAGUAGAUUUCCCAAGGCAACCGACCAGACUCUUGUAGAAAAAUUUGAAGGUAACCUGAAAUCACAGUACUUCUGGAGGCCCAAAAGAAUGGAACUUAGUUUUGGAAUUCACCAUUAUGCAGGAAAGGUCCUCUAUAAUGCAAGUGGGUUCUUAGCUAAAAACAGAGACACUCUUCCAACUGAUAUUGUGCUGCUCUUGAGGUCAUCAGAAAACAGUGUAAUCCGGCAACUAGUCAACCACCCUCUGACAAAAACAGGUAAUCUGCCACAUUCUAAAACUCAAAAUAUAGCAAACUAUCAAAUGAGGACUUCGGAAAAAUCAAUCAACCUGAAAAAGGGUGAAACUGGAAAAGCCACACGUCAUGCCAGAGAGACGACCAACAUGAAAACACAAACAGUUGCAUCUUAUUUCAGAUAUUCCUUGAUGGAUUUGUUAUCUAAAAUGGUGGUGGGCCAACCUCAUUUCGUCCGUUGCAUCAAACCAAAUAACGAACGUCAGGCAAGAAAAUAUGACAAAGAGAAAGUCUUGCUACAGCUUCGCUACACAGGAAUUCUGGAAACAGCAAGAAUUCGAAGGCUAGGAUACUCACAUCGGAUACUUUUUGCUAACUUUAUAAAGCGAGAAAAACUCCAGCCAGAGACACAGCGUACCUCAAGGAAACACAACGAUGGAAGGUACCAUGUUCUCUGCUACAAGUGGAGUGAAGAGCCCCCUGUGAGCCCUGACACCUGUGCUGCCAUUUUGGAAAAAGCUGGUCUUGAUAACUGGGCUCUUGGGAAAACCAAAGUGUUCCUUAAAUAUUAUCAUGUGGAACAGUUAAAUUUAAUGCGAAAGGAAGCCAUUGACAAGCUUAUUUUGAUUCAAGCCUGUGUCAGAGGAUUCUUGGUUUCAAGAAGGUACAAAAAAAUACAGGAGAAAAGGAAAGGGAGCGCCAUAAUUAUACAGUCAGCUGUAAGAGGACAUCUAGUCAGGAAACAAAGAAAAAUUGUUAACACGAAAAACACGGCAGUAACAACCAUUCAGACUCAUGGUCAGGAAUUUGACUACAAGAGAAACUUUGAAAAUAAAAGGGAAUCUUUUGUGAAGAAACAGACAGAAAAUGCAGUCUCUACCAAUGAAACAGUCAUUCCCGCUCCAUAUAAUCAAGGAGGUACAUCCAUAGUGAAGACUUCCACUUUCAAAGCUGAAGAGGAAGCCAUGAAUACUGUCGAAAAUAACAACAGAGAAUAUCAAACUCAGAAAAAAAUGAAUAACGUGUGUGGGGAAGAAGCUAAGCAAGAAUUGUAUGUGGUGGGGGACCCUUGGGGAGAAGUAAGCCCCAAGCAGAAGUAUAUCGAAGACCUGGAAGAGAACAGUGAGGUAAGGAAAGUGGAGAAGGAGGACACUGUGAUCCAGACUCACUAUCAGAGGUAUACAGAGGAAAGGAAUCGUGGGGAAUCAAAAGCAGCGUAUCUAGAAAGGAAGGCCAUGUCAGACAGGCCAAGCUACCCAGGACUUUGGUUAGCUGAGAAUGAGACUAAACAGCCUUCUUUUAAAAAAACUUUGGAACCUAGUCUUAGCCAAAGCUCAGUUUAUCAAAAUGCAAAUAGCGAGGAAAAAGAAAAGAAGACAUCUGUGGUCACGCGGAAUGCACCAGUAUGUGGCCAGCAGAGAAGCCAUCUGAGCCAUGGGCCCGCCAGAGAGAGGCCAGUGGACCCAAUGAGAGAAGCCCAGGAGGAGGAUAAAGCAGCAGUGUUCAUUCAGAGCAAAUACCGGGGUCACAAGAGAAGGCAGCAGUUAAGGAAGGACAGGGUAUCUUCUUUUAAAAACCAGAAGAUGGUGGCAACACCAACAGAAGUAGCGAGAAAUGCUCACAAUUUGUAUUGCUAUUCCGCAAAGCAUGAGGAACCCUGUGAUAUCAGGAUGAAGGGUAACAAGCACUCAAAAGCAAUUUCAGAAAAAGGAGCGUGUGAUUUGGCAAUAUUUUCAAAACAGAUAUCAAAGUUAUCUGAAGAAUAUUUCAUUCUGCAGAAAAAACUGAAUGAAAUGAUUUUGUCACAGCAAUUGAAGCCUUUUUAUCUGGGUGUCUAUGCUUAUAAGCCUAUUAAUAGACGAGUUUCUUCUCAACAGUGCCUCUCAGGUAUCUCUAAAGGAGAAGAGCCAAAAAUAUUGAGACCCCCAAGACGGCCCCGGAAACCCAAAACAUUAAAUAACCCCGAAGACUCCACAUACUAUUAUCUACUGCAUAAGUCAAUUCAAGAAGAAAAACGAAGACCAAGGAAAGAUAGUCAGGGAAAAUUAUUAGAUUUGGAAGAUUUCUAUUACAAGGAAUUUUUGCCCAGUCGUUCUGGACCAAAGGAACAUAACCCUAGUUUAAGAGAACGAAGACAACAGAGAGAACUCCAGAAUCAAUGUUUUAAGGCUGACGAAAGGUGCUGGGCGGCGGAGGACCGGGAGGAGGAGGAGAAGGCGCCGGCAGCCGGCCCCUACGACUACAGGAGGCUCCUGCGCAAAACCUCCCAGCGCCGCCGCCUCGUUGAGGAGGUGUAGCCCCGCUGCUCGGCUGCACCGCCGUCGGAAUGUGCCCGAGACUGCGGGCCGCGGGGGCCAAAGCGGGGGACCCUCAGGCGCUGGCGCCACCCCCGCUGAAGCCGCGGCCCUGACCUUGGCAGGAGCUGCCCGCUGCGCUCGCCCCUCGAGUGCCCGGGCCAGCCUUGGCGGCUCCGAAGGCGGAGAACUGAGAGCCCUUCGGCCGCCGCGUCUCGGCGCUCCCGCACCCUGCGCUCCCACCAGGCGGCCAGUUGGGGCAUCCCUGGCCCACAGUGUCUCUCUCUUUGUUCACUUGUUUGCGAGUCCUUCUGUGGACCCGACUGCGCCUGAGCUCUCACCGACGCCUCUUCUCUCAUUUUGAGUGACUUCAAAGAUUUCUUCCAUCUUGGCUCUCCCAGGCCCGCGGGACACUCGCGGACGGGUUGAGUCCGUGCGAACAGAACAAAGCCCCGACGGGAGGAGGGCCGGGGAGGGGGUAGCUUUGAAGAUGACCUUCUUCUCAAACUCAAGCUCUGUCUUCCCUUGGUUAUUAAAGUUACUAAAUAAAGGAAGUGCCUUGUAAAA
This is a messenger RNA of Diceros bicornis minor, 5802 nucleotides long. RefSeq names its product myosin IIIA (gene MYO3A). The coding region runs from base 271 to 5238 and encodes 1655 amino acids. The record is from RefSeq and is a predicted model, not a curated record. Gene Ontology annotation, molecular function: ATP binding; protein kinase activity; protein binding. Gene Ontology annotation, biological process: protein phosphorylation. The transcript has 37 exons. Gene Ontology annotation, cellular component: myosin complex. Lineage: Eukaryota; Metazoa; Chordata; Mammalia; Perissodactyla; Rhinocerotidae.